Molecule: messenger RNA, 420 nt
Organism: Staurois parvus
Lineage: Eukaryota; Metazoa; Chordata; Amphibia; Anura; Ranidae
Source: the annotation of a GenBank genome assembly
AUGUUUUUUCAUGAAGUCCAGUCUUUACAGACAUCAGAGAUCUCACACGGGGGAGAAGCUAUUUUUCUGUGUCUUGAGUGUGGGAAAUGUUUUUCAGAGAAGUCCAAACUUCAUAGUCAUCAAGAUCUACACACAGGGGAGAAGCCAUAUUCCUGUCCUGAGUGCGGGAAAAAAUUUUUUGCGCGGAAGUCCAUUCUUAAUAAACAUCAGAAAUCUCACAAGGGGGAGAAGCCGUAUUCCUGUCCUGAGUGUGGGAAAUGUUUUUCACAGAUGUCCAUCACUCUUUACAGACAUCAGAGAUCUCACACAGGGGGAGAAAGCCAUAUUCCUGUCCUGAGUGCGGGAAUGUUUUUCAGUGAAGUACAAUCUUUACAGACAUCAGAAAUCUCACACAGGGGAGAAGUCACAUUGCUGUCCUGA